AUGGAGAGUUCACUUCGAGAGUAUCAAGCUGAUGGUUACCAAUUUCACUCGCUUGCCUCAAUGAUUUACACGCACAAUGGUUCAAGUGGUUAUGGGAGAAAAACUGAUAUCUACGAGUUAGAAAAUAAUGAGUGGAAGUGUACAAAUUCUUCUCCAGAAGUACGUAUCCGCACAUGUAUUGAUGUGUCUUUGAAUGGAAAUUUAUAUUGGAUUGUUUAUGAGACCGAUAACUAUCUUAUCCAAAGUUUCGAUUUUUCGAAAGAAGUAUAUAGAGUUUUUUGUGUUCUACCGUGGAAUACGAACUCUUACAAUUUCCCAGCCCUCUCAACCUUUAAGAAAGAUCGACUUUCAGUGUUAAAAAGAAUCAAUGGAGCAAAUAAUAUAAUUGAGGUUUGGGUGACAAAAAACAAGAUUAAUAAUGACGAUGGGAAGCAUGUAACGUGGAUAAACUUCAUGACGGUUUCUGUACCUUUUUUUUUGGGCAUUCGUCCAAGUUACUUCAUCGAUAAUGUUUGCAAAAAGAGUCUUGUCAUCUGUUGUAAGGAUGAAAAUGAACAGCUUUGCAUUUAUAUUGUGAGGGGCAAUGCGUUGACGAAGAUUCAAAUAGACGUUGAGGCUAAAGAUUAUAUUAAUCAUUGUUUCUAUGUUCCCAGUUUGACACCAAUUCCUGGAAAGAGUUCAGAUUUUCAAAACUAA
Molecule: messenger RNA, 696 nt
Organism: Camelina sativa (false flax)
Lineage: Eukaryota; Viridiplantae; Streptophyta; Magnoliopsida; Brassicales; Brassicaceae
Source: RefSeq, a predicted model, not a curated record